CGGACGUGACGUAUUCGUUCAGUGUCAAACGGAAACGACAGACUUGACAACAAUCCCGAGUGAAUAGUUCUCCUGUAAUUUAAUUAACUCCUCAAUCUGUUUCUUCCAGAUAUUUUCGAGGAUUCGAAAAGUUUUUAUUCGUCGCUUUAAAUACAUACAGUGACUUUAGUCGACUAAGCCAAGACAGCCAGCCAUACUAACGCUAAAGCUGCGACAUUUUUUAAACCAAACGUAAGCUGCUGUUGUUGUACAGGAGCUAGCUGUCGGUGUUGGAGUUCACACCUGUCAGUAAAUGGCCUGCACUCUUGAAAAAGUGUUGGGCGAUGCCCGGACGCUUCUGGAGAGGCUGAAAGAGCACGACACGGCCGCAGAGGGACUGAUAGAGCAGUCCGGGGCCCUGAGCCAGAGAGUGCACAGCAUGAAAGAGGUGGGGAAUGCCCUUCCUGACAAGCACAUAGAAGACACUUCAGAGAUCCAGGAGCUGACCAAAUACAAGCCUCAUGUCCUUUUAACUCAGGAAAACACACAAAUCAAGGAACUGCAGCAGGAGAAUAAAGAGCUAUGGUUGUCUCUUGAAGAGCACCAGUAUGCACUGGAACUGAUCAUGGGUCGAUACCGUAAGCAGAUGCUCCAGCUGAUGAUGGCGAAGAAAGAGCUGGACACUAAACCUGUGCUCACCCUCCACGAGGACCACGCCAAAGAAGUGCAGAGCCAAUUGGAGCGAAUAUGUGAGAUGGGACAGGUGAUGAGAAGAGCGGUGCAGGUGGAUGAUCAGCACUACUGCUCUGUUAGAGAGAGGCUUGCACAACUAGAGAUUGAGAACAAGGAGCUGCGAGACCUCCUGGUCAUCAGCAAGGCCUCGGUGAAGACAGCGAGAGAAGAAACUAACCAGCCAACAGCAGCACAAGAACAAAAAGAGUCCCCUGAGCCAGCAGACGACGAGUAAACAGAGCAACUCUGAAAUGAACUGUGGUCGCGAAAAUGACACCUUCAGGACCAGGAGACAGGGUGGAUGUUCUCUUUACCUAAAUUCAGCACAUUAUUUUUUUAUCUUAAGGUGGAAUGCAGUCAAACCACAAGCAUAUUUUUUAUUAGUGAAGGCCACUCAAACACAGCACCUUCUUUACCUUCGGGAUCUCUGUUGAUGGUAGCUAUUGUUAAUAUGUGUUCAGCAUGGGAUGUAUCACUGCAGUCUUGUUGGAGUGACGUUCACACUUUCACC
Labrus mixtus (cuckoo wrasse) is the source of this 1222-nucleotide messenger RNA. RefSeq names its product suppressor of IKBKE 1 (gene sike1). Lineage: Eukaryota; Metazoa; Chordata; Actinopteri; Labriformes; Labridae. The coding region runs from base 293 to 946 and encodes 217 amino acids. The record is from RefSeq and is a predicted model, not a curated record. The transcript is spliced from 5 exons.